Molecule: messenger RNA, 1513 nt
Organism: Cydia strobilella
Lineage: Eukaryota; Metazoa; Arthropoda; Insecta; Lepidoptera; Tortricidae
Product: facilitated trehalose transporter Tret1-like
Exons: 4
Coding region: 65-1513 (482 amino acids)
Biological process (GO): transmembrane transport
Cellular component (GO): membrane
Molecular function (GO): transmembrane transporter activity
Source: RefSeq, a predicted model, not a curated record
CAUGAUCAAAUAAAUAAAUAGUGCGAAUUUUGUGUUGAAGUAUUUUGAGAAUAGGGUGUAGAUCAUGGGAGAAAAGAGUAGGUUUUCACCGUUUGUUAAACAAUGUUACGUGACGGGGGCGGUGUGCUGCAACACCAUCGGCCACGGCUGCAUGCUGGGGUUCCCAGGGGUGCUGCUGCCGCAGCUUGUUCAACCUGACUCACCCAUCAUACUGAACAAGGAUAUGGAGUCUUGGAUAGCAUCAGUGUUGGCGAUAUCAAUGUUCUUCGGCAACUUUAUGACACCUCCAAUCAUGGGUCGACUGGGACGUAAAGCAGCACAUUAUGCCGUCACGCUGCCUGUCAUGGUGGGAUGGAUUGUCAUGAUACUCGCCACCAGCCCCGAGGCGCUACUCAUCGGCCGAAUACUUCACGGCAUCUCAAUGGGCAUGAUGUUGCCUCUCCGCUCCGUGCUCAUCGGCGAGUACACCAGCCCGCACAACCGCGGCGGGUUCCUCACCACCAUCGCCCUCGCCCAGUGCUUCGGCAUUCUCUUCGUCCACCUCGUCGGCUCCAUCCUCAGUUUCCAGCUGACAGCUCUCAUCUCUCUAUUCUUCUCCUUCAUCAGUAUCCUCAUGACUAUUUACUCUCCAGAAUCACCAAGCUGGCUUGCAACAGAGGGACAUUAUGACAAGUGCAGAAAAGUCUUCAUAUGGCUGAGGGGAGAAGAGGAAAUACCAGAGCUUGAUAAGAUGAUUGAAGCCAGCAAACUGUUGGAGCAACAACAAGCAAAGCAAGGCCUGAAAGAGAUUGUAUCAAUUGCGAAGAAGAAAGAGUUCUUCAAGCCUGUUUUACUCAUGUUUGCCUUAAACAUCACAGUGAACUUUGCGGGAGGUACAAUAUUUGCUGCCUAUUCAACAAGAAUUUUGCAUUUGCUCAUGGGCCCUGAUAUUAAUGCUCACUUCUGGAUGGUUGCGUUGGAUACACAGAGAUUAUUGUUUAAUAUCGGCGCGGUUUAUGUUAUAAAUAAAACUAGUAGGAGGACUAUGCUGUUCGCAACAGGAGCGCUCUGUGCUGGAAGCCAUCUUGCUCAGGCUGCUUAUGUCUUUGCACAAACUAACGACUUGCUGCCGUGUGACUCUAUAUGGAUACCUGGAAUUUUAGUAAACCUGCAAAUUAUAUCCGUUGCUGUAGGACUCGUUCCAUUACAAGGUGUGAUAGCUGGCGAAGUCUUUCCCUUACAAUACAGAAGCCUCGCUGGAAGCGCAAGCCUAAUAUCAAUUUCUAUUUCAACAUUUUUAGCUCUUAAAACUUUUCCUGGUCUGACAUCUUCUGUAGGUUUACAUGGGACAUAUGUGCUGUAUGUAGGAAUAAUAACAGCAGGUCUGGUGGUGGCGUGGUUCUUACUGCCGGAGACGAGAGGCAGGACGUUGCAGCAGAUCGAGGAACAUUUCAGAGGAGAGCGUUGUGAGCCUGAACAUGAUAAAGAACUAGAAAUACUAAAUAGAUCUGAGAGGAAAAAAAUGUUUCCUUAA